AUGGCGUGCUACUACAUUGUGAUCAGCUCCACACACCUCAGUAACGGACACUUCCGCAACAUCAAGGGAGUCUUCAGAGGACCGCUGUGCAGAAACGGCAACUCGGAUUAUGCAGAAAAGGAGAAAACUUUGGCCAAAGCCCUGGAAGACCUGAGGGCUAAUUUUUACUGCCAGCUGUGCGAUAAACAGUACUACAAACAUCAGGAGUUUGACAAUCACAUUAACUCAUAUGACCAUGCGCACAAACAGAGGUUAAAGGAGCUGAAGCAGAGGGAAUUUGCCCGUAAUGUGGCCUCCAAAUUAAGGAAGGAUGAGCAGAAGCAGGAGCGGGCACUUCGGCGGCUACACAAAUUGGCCGAACAGAGGAGAGAGGUGCAAUGUAGUGCCCCAGGAAGUGGCCCGAUGUUUAAAUCCACCACUGUCGCAGUGGAAAGCUUCAAUAAGUCCUGCUUUAUGGAUAAGGAGGAAAACCAGAGCAUUGCAGAACAUGAGACAGAAUCUCAAAUCCCAUGGCCACAUCGAGGUAAAGCAAAGAAACAAACUCUACGCCGCAAAAUUGCAUUCUCCAUUUCCUUUCCAAAGAGAGCCUCACUAAAGCUUGAGUCUUCAGCUGCAGUCUUUUUUGAGAGUACUGAGGAAAAGAAGCUGAUUAAAUAUGAUACAGAGACGAUGACACAUCAAAAGAGUUCCACAAAAAGUUCCCUGAAUAAUGCAAUGUCUGCCUCAGAUUUGUGUGCUUUCCUUGUUUAUUCAGAGGACACAUCAGUGUCUCCAAUUAGCCACUUUCCAACUGCUCACGGAUCCUCAGAUCUUAGUCUGGAUUUGGAGGAGAACUAUUUAGCUGAAAAUAAAGAAAACAGUGGUCAGAAAGAGGGCACCAGAAGUGAUGCUUCUCAAACAUCAUGUGAUGUUAAUUCAUUGCAAAGCCAAGAAAAGGACAACAUUUGUCUCCGAAGACCGAGUCAACCUUUUCUCUCUGUUGUCAGUCGAGAUAAGAAAACUAUCUUCCAAUGGCCAUCAGAAAUGGUGUGCUUUACAAGAACAGAGCCCUCCAUUUCAUUUAGCUGCAACCCUCUACAUUUUGACUUCAGAGGCUCCCAGUUCAGGAAGUCUCCUGAAGACUUAGAGAACAAAAAUGACCAAGAACUUUCAUUCAUUCCUAAAAAAAGACCCAAGAUAUCUUCUUCCAGUGAAAUAUCCACAAAAGUAGCCACAUGUAGAGUGGAAAGAAAAAACAGAAAGUGUCACCUGUAUUGCAGCAAUGCACAGAGUAAAUUUAAGCAUUUGAAAAAUUGGGCUCAGAGCAGUAAGCGAGCAGAGGACAAAUUGCAUGGCAGAGAUCGCCGCCAUUACAAGAGUCGGCACAAAAAAAGGCACAAGAGAAGAAGUAGGUGGGAGAAGGAUUACAGUAAGCCAGAGCAAAGUGAAAACAUAAAAAAACGAACUAAACUUCACAAACGAGAAAGAUUUGAGCACCAAUUUGGAGGCUGUGCUGCACAGCAAGGGCAGCCAUUAGAAAAGUCAAAGCAAUCAGCUCAGAAUCAGGCAGAGAACAACAGUGUUGUUUCCUCAGUGGGAGGCUCUGUUGAAGCUGAAAAGGUACUUGAUAACAAUGGGGGAACUGUAGACAUCCCUGUUUUAGGGCAGACAACGAUUACACAAAAUUACUUGCACCAUCUCAGAGAGAUUUCUUCUGAUCAUGAAACAUCAGCCUCAGAUCACUGCAGCCCAAAUAUACCAAAGAAACGACAAAGUGACCCCCAGAGAAAAGAGGAUACUGUUUGGACAAAUCAUACUGAGUGUGGUAUGAUUAAGGAGCUAGAUAAAGCAGAUGAUAAACAAGAAGAUGUUUUGUGUCCAAAUCAUAGACGAAAAAGACAGAAAUUGGACCAAAGUUUUAACAUGCAUCUCACUGAAAAACAUCCUGCUUUUGUUUUAAAACAAUCAGAAGGAAUAGUGGACAUGGAAUCAACAUGGAAUAUCUUCAAUUUAAAAGAAUCAGCUACAGGCGAUGCAGAAGAAGGAACUAAUGCAGUAGGUGACACAUCCACCGAUAAAAACCCCAUUUCCACCUCAGAGAUAAAUCCUCUGGCACUACCUGAGCGGGAUCUACAGCCUAAAAACACAAAUCAGAUUUUUGUCAUCCAAAAUGGUGACUCCGCAAAAGGGCAAGAAUCUGAGAAUGAGUGUAAGAAGUGUGCCAUUACAUCUCAUGUCAAAGACAAAGCGAAAGUCAGCCAUGAUAAAUCCUGCCAGCACACCCCACCUUUGCCAGGCUUUCAACUUCUAGAUAAGGAACGGCAGAACUGUACAAUCCGGAGACCAUUUAACCCAAUGCUGUGUUUUACAUCUCAACUCAGUGGUGUGGAGAGGCAUGGUCUUCUUCAGAGCCACACCCACAAAAAGGUUAUGCACCAGAAGGUGUUUUCUGCUAAGCUCAGAUCAGUGCUUCCCAUCUCGUCACCUAUCCUUCACCCUGUCCACUUACCAUCUGCCAUUCCAUCCAGUUCCAUCACUGUCCUUCAGCACCAUUCCACAUUUCUGCCUGCUCAGCCUUCAGUCUUCACCCAGGUCAUGCCUGUUACAAGACUUCCCCUUGCCCCUGAAAUCACACCCUUUAUAAAUUCGUCUCAAGUUUCAAUGGUUGCUCCACCCACUAUCCACACAACGGCCGUGACAUUCCACACUUUACCCCGUCCUCAAGUCUUUCGGCCACUCCUACACCCUCCUGCUCCUUUUACACCCUUAUUACCUCCUCACACUACUGUCAUCCCUCUUCAGACUCUAUACUAAAAAUACUACAACCUGGUAAAAUAGUUAAAAUAGUGGUUAAAAAGUACAUUUUGAAAUUACAGACAAAGCAGUAAUUGACAUAAACAAACCAAUGGUGGAGCAAACUAGUGUCUAUGCCAUUUUUUUUAACCAAAUGUGUUUGUGUGUAGAUGGAUAGGACAUUGCAGAUGUUAGAGCUUUUUACUAAAAAUAAACAACAAUUGGUUAGGUAAUGGUAAUGGCCACAUAGCA
Molecule: messenger RNA, 3024 nt
Organism: Clarias gariepinus (North African catfish)
Lineage: Eukaryota; Metazoa; Chordata; Actinopteri; Siluriformes; Clariidae
Gene: znf804a
Product: zinc finger protein 804A
Exons: 4
Coding region: 1-2793 (930 amino acids)
Cellular component (GO): nucleus
Source: RefSeq, a predicted model, not a curated record